AUGGACGCCGAAGCAGAGCUCAAUGAGCAAUUUGCCAGCUCAUUUCCUAAUGGAAUUCCCAAAGACAUUCUCUCUGAGCUUCUCUCCAUGUUGCGAGUGCAUUCAAUCACCGCGGAGGAGCUCUUCUACAAAUGGGAAUCUUACAGCAUGAAGAUGGGCGAGGGGGUGACCCUAACCAUGGAGACGGUGCGAGGCUUCAAGCAGGAUGUUCAAGAGGCAUUGGAGCGAGAAAGCCGUAGCCACGCUGGUCGGCAUACAGAGAAACGAGGCGCAAACACGGCAACCCCGCGCGCCGCAGCCGCAGCCGGCGGCGACAUGUUCGGGAUGUUGGAUCAAUUGACACCGACUGCUUCGAACGUGAGAUCCGGUGGUGGAAUUGGAUCGAUCAAGCGGAAAUCCGAAUUCCCCUCGCCCGCUACACCUAGAGUCAAGACCGAAAGGCCUUCGCAACAAGUUACAAGGACGCCUGGCACUCCUGGCGAUGGAAUGCCAUCAGUUUCGUUCGCAGAGCGCCCCAGCCCCGGCCAGACUGUCGAGACCCUCAAUUCACAUCUAUCUUUGCCCGAAACACCAAUGGCACCAUUCUCCGAGGCACGCAUUCGGCCAACAGCUAACACGGAUCUGAAGAAGUUUGGCUACAAGCCAAUGGGCAUGAAACUUUCAGAAGCAUCGGAGAUUCUAGACGACCGCAUCGACGAGUUUACGACGAUAUUCCAGGCACAAUUCAACUCAGAUGAUAUCACAUUUGGAAGUGCGGCUAUACAGAGUACCAGCGAGAUUGUUGCUGUUGGACGAAUCGCUUCGGACAGUUUAGAAGGAAAGCUGAACCCAGCUUCCCUUGUCCUCGAGACAUCACGCCGAACCGGAGCCGGUAGACGUGUACCUCUUAAAGUGGACUCGGUACCAUCGGCCAACUUCUUCCCUGGUCAAAUUGUCGCCCUCCGUGGUAUCAAUCCUUCUGGUGAAUACUUCACCGUCAAGGAGAUCCUCCCGAUUCCACUUCUGCCACCUGCCGCAUCCUCGGCCGUGGCACUGGACAACAUCAACGACCGAAUUGAAGCAGACUCUAGUCUGCCUCUUAAUGUGAUGAUGGCGGCUGGCCCCUACACUUCAGAUGACAACCUGGACUACGAGCCAUUGCAAGAAAUUUGUCAAAAAGCAGCUGAUAGCUUCGCCGAUAGUCUUGUACUUAUGGGUCCAUUCCUAGAUAUCGAGCACCCAUUGCUCGCAUCAGGCGAUUUCGACUUGCCGGACAUCAAAGGUAUCGACCCAGACACAGUGACCUUGUCCAUCAUGUUCCGCCAUUGUAUCUCAACACACCUGGCACGACUUGCAGCAGCUGUGCCCAGCAUCACGAUCGUGAUGGUUCCAUCUGUGCGCGAUGCACUCAGUCGACAUGUCUCCUGGCCCCAGGAACAACUUCCGAAGAAGGAACUGGGUCUACCGAAGCAAGUCCGCAUGGUCUCAAAUCCCGUCACUCUCUCUUUCAACGAGACUGUCAUUGGUAUGUGCUCGCAUGACGUACUUUCCGAGCUCCGCCGUGAAGAAGUCAUUCAUGGCCGGCCCACAGAGGGCAACCUUCUCACCCGUCUACCCAAAUACCUUGUCGAGCAACGGCAUUUCUUUCCAUUGUUCCCUCCAACCGGACGGGCGAAUCUCCCCAGGCCUGGGACAGAAGGUGGUAUGGCCACAGGCGCCAUGCUGGAUUUGCCCUAUAUGAAAUUGGGAGAGUGGUGGAACGUGCGGCCAGAUAUUCUAAUUGUGCCGAGUAUGCUGCCUCCUUUUGUGAAGGUCGUCGACAGCGUUCUUGUCAUCAACCCAGGUACCCUGUCAAAACGUCGCGCAGCAGGCUCCUAUGCGCAAAUGGCCAUUCACCCACGUCUAGUAGCAGAAGAUGAGCGCGAACAAAAGCAGCUGAGCCACAAAUUGUACGAGCGCGCUAGAGUCGACAUCAACCGAAUCUAG
This is a messenger RNA of Penicillium nucicola, 1965 nucleotides long. Its product is annotated as DNA-directed DNA polymerase alpha subunit POL12. The transcript has 3 exons. Lineage: Eukaryota; Fungi; Ascomycota; Eurotiomycetes; Eurotiales; Aspergillaceae. Gene Ontology annotation, molecular function: DNA binding. The record is from RefSeq and is a predicted model, not a curated record. Gene Ontology annotation, biological process: DNA replication; DNA replication initiation. The coding region runs from base 1 to 1965 and encodes 654 amino acids. Gene Ontology annotation, cellular component: alpha DNA polymerase:primase complex.